Molecule: messenger RNA, 1851 nt
Organism: Aspergillus ibericus CBS 121593
Lineage: Eukaryota; Fungi; Ascomycota; Eurotiomycetes; Eurotiales; Aspergillaceae
Product: protein phosphatase 2A structural subunit TPD3
Exons: 9
Coding region: 1-1851 (616 amino acids)
Biological process (GO): protein dephosphorylation
Cellular component (GO): protein phosphatase type 2A complex; cytoplasm
Molecular function (GO): protein phosphatase regulator activity
Source: RefSeq, a predicted model, not a curated record
AUGGAGGGUCAGGGUGAAAACGACGAGCUCUACCCUAUCGCCGUCCUUAUUGAUGAGUUGAAGCAUGACGAUGUACUUCUCCGCCUCAAUGCCAUCCACCGUCUGUCGACUAUCGCCUUGGCUUUAGGGCCCGAAAGGACCCGAGAGGAACUGAUUCCUUUCCUUGAUGAUUCUGUCGAAGAUGAAGAUGAAGUCUUGACCGCACUAAGUGAGGAGCUGGGAAAUUUCAUAGAAUAUGUUGGUGGUCCGGAGUACGGGCAUGUACUCCUCUCUCCGCUCGAGAACCUGGCCGCUAUCGAAGAGCCUCUGGUCAGAGAGAAGGCCGUGGAGUCUCUCAACAAGAUCGGUGAACAGCUGUCCGAGAAACAAGUCGAAGAGAACUUCAUCCCUAUGGUUCUACGCCUGUCAAAAGCCGACUGGUUCACCUCCAAGGUUUCCGCGACCGGCCUCUACUGUGUCCCCUACAGGAAAGCUACCCAGGCAUCACAGCAAACUCUCCGGCAAUAUUAUGCAGGCCUCGUGCAUGACGACACACCGAUGGUGAGGAGACAGUCGGGGAAUAACUUGGCGAAGUUUAUCAAAGAAUUGAAUACCCAGAUCGUUAUCGACGAAAUGAUACCCCUGUUUCAACAUCUCGCAACCGAUGAGCAGGACAGUGUGCGCUUGCUUACGGUUGACGUUCUCAUCUCGAUCGCGGAGGAAAUCCCCAAGGAACAGCAGCCCAGCCAUGGUGUCCUUUUGACCUCCUUGCGAAACUUGUUCGAGGAUAAGAGUUGGAGGGUGCGGUACAUGGUUGCUGACAGAUAUGAGAAGAUCGCUAAAGCCGUGCAUGAAGAAGUUGUGACUCGUGACAUGGUUCCCUCUUUUGUCAAGCUUUUGAAGGACACCGAGGCCGAAGUCCGUACUGCCAUUGCCGGCCAAAUUCCAGGCUUCUGCAACCUGAUUGACCGGGAGACCUUACUUAAUGAGAUCAUGACUAGCGUGGAGGAUCUGGUUUCGGAUCCAUCUCAGCAUGUGCGCGCGGCGCUUGGUACUCAGAUCAGUGGCCUUGCACCAAUCCUUGGCAAGGAUGAGACCAUCGCACACCUCCUUCCUAUGUUCUUGCAAAUGCUCAAAGAUGAAUUCCCGGAUGUUCGCCUGCACAUCAUCUCGAAGCUGGAAUUGGUUAACAAGGUCAUCGGUAUCGAUCUCCUCAGCCAGUCGCUUCUCCCGGCUAUUGUCCAGCUGGCUGAAGACAAGCAAUGGCGAGUUCGUCUCGCAAUCAUCGAAUACAUCCCCUUGCUGGCAAGCCAAUUGGGAGUUCAGUUCUUUGACGAGCAACUCAGUGAUCUCUGCAUGGGCUGGCUCGGUGAUACCGUGUUUUCAAUCCGGGAGGCUGCUACUCAGAACCUGAGGAAGCUGACGGAGGUAUUCGGCGUGGACUGGGCAAAGGGCUCCAUCAUCCCUAAAGUGAUGGCCAUGGGCCAACAUCCCAACUACCUGUACAGAAUGACAACAUGCUUCGCCAUCUCCACUCUUGCCCCUGUCGUCUCGCUGGAUAUCAUUGAAAACUCGAUUCUUCCCAUCUUGGAUAGACUCGUCUCGGACGAGAUCCCCAACAUCCGCUUCAAUGUGGCCAAGUCAUAUGCCGUAUUGAUCGAUACCCUGCGACGCCUACCCGCAGAGGGAACCAUCACAGAUCUGGAGAAGGCCGGCAAAACCGCCACGCCAACUCCGCGGGGACAGGAUCUCAUCCAGCAAAGAAUUCUCCCCAGUUUGGAGAAGCUGCAAGAAGACGAAGACGUCGACGUUCGGUACUUUGCAACGACUGCCGCAGGCGGCCACGAGGAAGUCAUGCAGACUUCACCGUAG